CCCAGGCCCGUCAAAAUGUAGACUUGUUCUAGGCUGUCCCACACAGCUACACUUUCGACAACGACGACGACAACAUGCUCAUUAUAGACGCAGAUCCAGUCAAUUCCAAGCAGGACUCUGUCGGAGACAGCACCCCUUCGCUUGCAUCAUCAUCUUUGCAGCAGCCUCCUCCAACAUUCGAGGAAAGUGUCGCAGACCAUGUUCUACAUUUUCCUCAGGGCGAUAGUUUGAAUUUUGCACAGGACAGUGGCGAGGAGCCACCCGCCUUUGCCCCUUAUAACGCCCAGUUCUUUACUUCCCGUUCUGGUGACAUCAUUUCUCAUGAUUCUCAUCUCAACGAUGACGGCGAAGCCCUAUACCGUUUCUUACUCUCACAGGCCUCAACAGCACCCACCGUCAUCUUGCGAUGUCAAGGGUCACAUAACGAGACUCACACACGGAUGGUCCACUCGCAUCACAAUGGACAUACCAAGAUGAAGACAGAGCAGUAUACCGAACGCAUAACGGACUUCGACUUUUGCAUAGACGUCGGACAGCACAUUUUCGGAGAGCCAACCCAUUGGUCAUAUGCCGAUUCCACCCCUGCAUAUAGGGGGCGCAUGUAUCAAGAAGUGGGCAUCUCAGAGGAGAAACGCAAGGCACGGAAGUCGGAAAGAAAGACAGCAAAGGCGUGGGAUACCGAGCGCACUCGCAGGGGGUUCCCUCCGUGGAUCGGUAGUGACUACGCAUGGAGAGAGGACCAGCCAUAUGUCAUGCAAACGAGCGGUGUCCUCAGAUCAUCGUGGACAUUACGUCAGUGGGCAGACGACUAUUGUGCCAGCCGCAAGUACUUGAAAGAAUUUCAUUACCACAAGAUUGCCUAUGGUUGGAAUUUUGAGGCCAUGAGGGUUGCUGCUAUUUCCGUCGUCAAUUCUACCCACUAUAGGGGUGACUUGUCUGUCCAAUUUGAAACAUCUCAAAACGUUGUUUCUGUCCGCUCACACAACCGCCUCUCCCGCGCUCUUUCGAACCGCUGGAUCAAGUUUCUGCUCUUUCUUACCCUCAUAUACCCGUUUAUAUGGCUAUUUAAACGUUUCCACUCACGCGGUGGUGGGCGCUGGGAUGUCUGCGGCGGUGCGUAUGCGCUGAAGCGCGUCGAACAAACUGCAAAGCAAUCUGCUCCGGACGUACAUGCGGAGAGUCCUUUCCGUGAUGUGUUUGAGACCGUGGAUGCCACCGCCCAAGGAUCUUCCCUCCCUGACCCUCCAGGCCGACGGAUGAAAGUCGUUGGCAUGCGAGAAGGAGAGUGGCUGAGGCAAUGGGAGGGAACUAUCAGAAGAGCAGUGCAAAACAGGCUGCAGGACAAACAACCCUUGACAAUGCCUGAUGAUCACCCUACGUAUCAGGCAUUGGUGUUGGAUGGGUAUUGA
Suillus subaureus is the source of this 1409-nucleotide messenger RNA. RefSeq lists its product as uncharacterized. The coding region runs from base 75 to 1409 and encodes 444 amino acids. NCBI's taxonomy places the organism in Eukaryota, Fungi, Basidiomycota, Agaricomycetes, Boletales, Suillaceae. The record is from RefSeq and is a predicted model, not a curated record. The transcript is spliced from 3 exons.